Molecule: messenger RNA, 1590 nt
Organism: Pistacia vera
Lineage: Eukaryota; Viridiplantae; Streptophyta; Magnoliopsida; Sapindales; Anacardiaceae
Product: amino acid transporter AVT6C-like
Exons: 5
Coding region: 97-1404 (435 amino acids)
Biological process (GO): amino acid transmembrane transport
Molecular function (GO): amino acid transmembrane transporter activity
Source: RefSeq, a predicted model, not a curated record
AUACACCAUACUUUCUUAUAUGUCCACAUUAAAUGUGCUCUAAUUUACAACAAGACAACAUCAUUAAAAUUCAGAACCACCCUCUAGCCGGAAAAGAUGUCUCCUGCUGCCGGAGUGCAAGUGCCACUGCUGCCAAACCACAAGCUGAGAAGUCGUGCAUCUGUGUCCGGGGCUGUGUUUAAUGUUUCCACUAGUAUUAUUGGAGCUGGGAUUAUGUCCAUUCCCGCCACCCUUAAGGUCCUUGGUGUCAUACCAGCUUUUGUGAUGAUUGUGAUCAUUGCUUGCCUUGCUAAUAUCUCUGUUGAAAUUCUGAUGAGGUUUACGCAUGCCGGCGACUCAACGUCGUACGCCGGUGUGAUGAGGGAGUCUUUUGGACGUUUAGGAUCGGUUGCAGUACAAAUCUGUAUUAUGAUCACUAAUCUUGGGUGCUUGAUUAUUUAUUUGAUUAUUAUUGGUGAUGUUCUGUCUGGGAAUCAGCCUGGAGGGUUAGCUCAUUUGGGGGUGUUGCAAGAAUGGUUUGGGAUUCAUUGGUGGAAUUCUCGAGCUUUUUCUCUGCUUUUCAUUGUUGUUUUUGUCAUGCUUCCAUUGGUUUUGCUCAGGCGUGUAGAAUCUCUGAAGUUUAGUUCUGCAAUAUCUGUUCUAUUGGCGCUGGUGUUUGUUGGUAUAUGCUCAGUUAUGGCAAUUUCUGCACUUGUUGAAGGCAAAACCAAAACCCCAAGAUUGUUGCCUCAAUUGAACAAUCACACCUCAUUCUUUGAACUUUUCACAGCUGUUCCCGUCAUUGUGACUGCUUUCACAUUUCAUUUUAAUGUUCAUCCGAUUGGUUUCGAGCUCAACAAACCAUCUGAUAUGAUCUUAGCAGUAAGAAUUUCACUGGUAUUAUGUGCCGCCAUCUACUUUACAAUAGGACUAUUUGGGUACCUUUUGUUUGGAGACUCAAUCAUGGCUGAUAUUCUUGUAAAUUUUGAUAGAAGUUCUGGUUCAGCAGUUGGUUCACUGCUCAAUGACAUUGUUAGGCUGAGCUAUGCACUUCACCUUAUGCUUGUGUUUCCCCUAUUGAACUUCUCCUUGAGGGUUAACAUUGACGAACUCCUCUUCUCUAAAAAGCCUAUUCUGGCCAAGGACACCACCAGAUUUUUGUCCAUCACAUUUGUACUUUUAGCAUUCUCUUAUCUAGCAGCAAUAUUCAUCCCAGACAUAUGGACUUUCUUUCAGUUCUUAGGAUCAACUUCUGCUGUUUCUCUUGCCCUCAUCUUCCCCGGGGCAAUUGUUCUCAGGGAUGUUCAUGGUAUAUCAACAACAAGGGAUAGGAUCACCGCAUUAGUAAUGAUAAUUCUGGCUGUAGUGACCAGCGCAAUUGCAAUUUCCACAAAUAUAGUUAGUUUCUUUGGAAACAAUUCAUAAUCCAUUUCCUAGUUUUUUAUUCUUUCAGUUAAGGUGACAGUUUUCUUGUGUAUGCUGCAAUUUCUCUCAUUUAUUUCUUCAGAAUCUCAGAUACAUUGUAGAUUAGAAGAGGAAUUUAUAUAUCCUUCCUUGGAUUUUCUAAGUUUGUAACACCAAAGAAAUAUUUCAGAUGAAAUUUAAAAGUGA